UUAUGUAGAGACUAAUCUAGAAAAACUGUGAAGAAAGUGUGCUAAUUAAAACCCAAAAGCUAUGGGGUUUAGGCACACUGCAGUGAACAGAAAAUGGACAUCUCUUUUCUUUCCAAAACAGAACCUCUCAUUCAGGAAGAAUUAAUAAAAUGUUUUGAUGCUGAUAAAUCAGUAGACGAAGGCUAAGAGGCAGUCCUCUUCUAUACUGACAGAAGAAAUCCAGGUGGAGAAAAAACAUGCCUUUGUUUAGUAAAUCGCACAAAAAUCCGGCUGAGAUUGUGAAAAUUCUGAAAGAAAACAUGGCCAUAUUGGAAAAACAAGAAAAAAAAACAGAAAAGGCAUCAGAAGAAGUGUCAAAAUCCCUGCAAGCAAUGAAGGAAAUUCUGUGCGGUACCACAGACAAGGAGCCACCCACAGAAAUAGUGGCUCAGCUGGCGCAAGAAUUGUACAACAGUGGCCUUCUAGUGACUCUUAUUGCCAACUUGCAGCUGAUAGAUUUUGAGGGCAAAAAGGACGUUUCCCAGAUAUUUAACAACAUCUUGAGAAGACAAAUUGGCACACGCAGCCCUACUGUGGAAUACAUUAGUGCCCAUCCACAUAUCCUAUUCAUGCUUCUAAAAGGAUAUGAAACCUCGCAUAUUGCCUUACGCUGUGGAAUUAUGCUAAGAGAGUGUAUCCGACAUGAACCGCUGGCCAAAAUCAUACUUUUCUCAGAGCAGUUCAGAGACUUUUUCAAAUAUGUGGAAAUGUCAACGUUUGAUAUAGCUUCUGAUGCCUUUGCUACCUUCAAGGACUUGCUAACAAGACACAAAUUAUUGGUAGCAGAUUUCCUGGAACAAAAUUAUGAUACAAUCUUUGAGGAUUACGAAAAACUCCUUCAUUCUGAGAAUUACGUAACAAAGAGACAAUCUUUGAAGCUGCUGGGUGAAUUGAUUCUGGACCGGCACAACUUUGCCAUCAUGACAAAAUACAUCAGCAAGCCAGAGAAUCUGAAGCUGAUGAUGAACUUGCUGCGAGAUAAAAGCCCCAACAUUCAGUUUGAAGCAUUUCAUGUAUUCAAGGUAAGCUGGAGUGAGCUGUGGAGGCAGCAGACUUUUCUCUUCUGCUUAUAAAAGGGUCUUCCAAGGUGGGCAAAAGAAAGGCCGGAAGAAUAGGGCUAAAGGGUUUUCAAAUCACUCCAAAUAUUUGAAAGUGUCUUAAUAGCAAACCUUUCCAUCAGUGAGCCUCGGUCUGAUUUGUCUUUGCCUUCCUUCGGGUGAGAUCUAAAGCAGCACCACUUCUGUUCAGGCUGAGGGUAGUCACUCAGAUAGCAAUGAGCUGGAAGGUAACAAAAUACAUAGCUUCUACAUGGUAUCCACAGCGCCUUCCCCCACUUCUUCGGUCAUUUUACUCAGUGAUUCUGUGGAAAGAUAAAAGAAAACAGUGUGCUGAAACUCUACAAGUAAAGAGUGCUAGCACUGUGUAACAGUGGGAACACGAUUUGCUUUUAAACCUAUUAAAAAGAUUUGGUAAAUCUGUAAUGAGUUUAAUCCUUCCAUCUUUUUGCACUGAUCGUUAAUGCAGCUGUAAACAAUU
Molecule: messenger RNA, 1575 nt
Organism: Struthio camelus australis
Lineage: Eukaryota; Metazoa; Chordata; Aves; Struthioniformes; Struthionidae
Source: RefSeq, a predicted model, not a curated record